GCGGUCUUGGAUCCGUGCCCAGGAAAGCCAUUCCUAGAGACUCCAGAAGGAGGUUGAGGGCUUGGCCCUCCACCGGGCCUGCAGGCUCCAGUGAGUCUGCGCACUAGUACUCAUCUCUCGACCCUGAGGGAGGGCUGUUGCCCUUGACAACCCAGGCGGCCUGAGGAGCUUGACCACCAGCUGAGCGCUAGACUGCGCUGCUGCCUCUGAUGGCUAUGCAGCCAGGUCCAGCACUGAGAGCACCGUCCACCGUGAUCUGUCUCUUCAGCCUGGGCCUGGGCCUGACAGGGUGAACUGGAUCCUUGGGACUUGGAACAAGUGAAAUGUGAGAAAUCUGUUAAUAAAGAUAUCACCGAAGGUUAGAAACAAAAUCAACCAGAGGAAAUUCUGAAAGUAUGGGAUGUAGAAAUUCAAAAAUAUCUUCAUCAAAUACUGUUGUCUUAGGGGUUAUCCAGAUUAUGCUUGGCGUCUAUCAUGUACUCAUGUGGUAUUUCCUAUUGCUAUUGUAUAUGGGACAAAUUAAAGGAGUAUUUGGGACUUAUGAACCUUUAACUUACAAAAUGGGAACUGGUUUGUGGGGACUUGCUUUUAUCUUUUCAGGAACCUUCACAAUAAGAGCAGCAAAGGUUCAAAAUAAUAAAUAUUUGCUUCUCUGCGCCCUGUCCCUGAACAUACUCUGUAUAAUUGUUACGAUCAUUGCGGCCAGCCUGACAAUCGUGGAAUUGGCUCAUUUCCGGUCUGUGUCAUAUAGGAAUUAUGGACAAGCAAUCAGUGCCUUGUCCAGUCAUCCUCAGAGACAGUUCCUUCGGCAGCAGAAAAUGGGAGAAGGUGCAGAGACCCAUAGCCAGACAUUAUGCGGAGAGUUAAAUUGGAGGUGUCCACUGGGUCCCUCCUCUCAGAACUCAGGAAACUCCACAGAAGAGGGAGAGGAAAGACUGCGGGAGUCAGAGCACAUGGAGAACUCUAGGAGAACAUAACUCACUGAAUCAGCUAAGCAGGGCUCACAUAGGCUCGCAGAGACAGGAGCAACAAGCAACGUAUCUGCAUGGGUCCGCACCGGGUCCUCUGUGUAUGCUACAGCUGUUAACGCGGUGUUUUGUGGGACUCCUAACAGUGGGAGCAGGGAUGUUUCCUACUCUUUCGUCUUCUCUUGGGAUUCCUUUCCCCCAUUAGGUUGCCUUGUCUUGUCUUGAUAGGAGGGAUUUCACCUUGUCUUGUUGUGUCUUGUUUUGUUCUGUUUGGUUGUCAUCUCUUGGAGACCUGCUCUUUUCUGAAGGGAUAUGAAGGGGGAAUGGAUCUGGGGGAUGGGAAGCGGGUAUCUGGAGGAGUAGAAGAGGGGAAACUGGUCAGGAUGGAUUAUAUGAGAGAAAAAUCUAUUUUCAAUAGAACAAAUAAACUAUUGGCACUUAGAAAAAUAAUUAAUAAAAACAUUUCAAUGUAAAAAAAGAAGCAACACCAAGUUGAGUUGCACCUGUUUGUCAUUACCUCUGUCACAGAGUACCAUGCCAACCCUCUUUGUAUAGGCUCCU
Molecule: messenger RNA, 1529 nt
Organism: Myodes glareolus (Bank vole)
Lineage: Eukaryota; Metazoa; Chordata; Mammalia; Rodentia; Cricetidae
Source: RefSeq, a predicted model, not a curated record